Miscanthus lutarioriparius is the source of this 459-nucleotide messenger RNA. The record is from the annotation of a GenBank genome assembly. Lineage: Eukaryota; Viridiplantae; Streptophyta; Magnoliopsida; Poales; Poaceae.
AUGUCGACCUCUAAGGAUGGAAAUGAUCCAAAGGGGAAAAGUGUGGAGACUGCCAUCACUAAUACUUCUCCUUGUGUGCUAAUAGUUGAAAAUUGCCAAGUUGAUUGCUUUGUUACAUCUUAUCUCUUAAGAGGGCAUAAUGUUCAAGUGAUUGCUGCUCAAGGUCCUUGGCAAGCGUUAGAGCUCCUAAAUGCGGAACACAACGUGAAGCUAAUUCUAUCUAAUUAUUGGAUGCCGAAUAUGACUGGAUAUGAUCUACUGAUGGAAGUAAAGAAAUCACCCAAGUUGAGCCACCUCCCAGUGGUGAUUACCUCAUUCGACAAAAGUCCUGAAAUAGUUAAAAAGUGCUUGGAUGGCGGAGCCAAGGACUACAUCAUGAAACCUAUCAAGUAUGGUGAUGUUCCUCGCAUUCUAAGGUCAUUGUGUGCUUUCAACUUGACAGAGUCAUACAAGUAUUGA